Molecule: messenger RNA, 3293 nt
Organism: Doryrhamphus excisus (bluestripe pipefish)
Lineage: Eukaryota; Metazoa; Chordata; Actinopteri; Syngnathiformes; Syngnathidae
Product: transcriptional enhancer factor TEF-1-like
Biological process (GO): hippo signaling; embryonic organ development; regulation of transcription by RNA polymerase II
Cellular component (GO): transcription regulator complex
Molecular function (GO): RNA polymerase II cis-regulatory region sequence-specific DNA binding; DNA-binding transcription factor activity, RNA polymerase II-specific
Source: RefSeq, a predicted model, not a curated record
CCCAUCCUCCCAUCUCUCACUCCAUUUCAUCCAUCCAGGGUGACGCCAGUCACCCCGCCCCGUUCAACUCAGUCCACCGCGUUCAUUUCAUUCCUGCUCCCAUUCCGCGCAUAUUUCGCAUCCUUGGAGAGAGCGGGGUAUUUUACUCACUCAGCGCGUCCUGUCCUCCAUCAAAAACCAAAGCCGAGUGGACACUCUCCAGUUGCCGGAAGACUUCCACAUGUCACGAGGGCUCAUGUGGGCGCCAAAGUGUGGGAAUUAAGCGAGAAAGAAGCGAAUGAAUCGAGGGUUCCUGACAACUGCCUUGGGAUUUCUGUCCAACCUUUUCUACGUUUUACCAACCAUUUUUUUUGGUAAUAUUUAGCAUUUUUUGGCCUACCAGAAAGCAAACUAGUUGUGUGUUGAUCACACACACGUCGUCAACUUUUAGCUGCAAGUAUGGAGCGUAGCAGCUGGAGCGGCAGUGAGAGUCCUGGGGAGGACAUGGACAGAUUGAGUGACUCUGGAGGAGACAAGACCAUGGAAGGGGACCCCGAAGGGGUGUGGAGCCCUGACAUCGAGCAGAGCUUCCAAGAAGCCCUUGCCAUCUACCCACCCUGUGGAAGAAGGAAGAUUAUAUUGUCGGACGAAGGGAAGAUGUACGGUCGAAAUGAGUUGAUAGCCAGAUACAUCAAACUCCGCACAGGAAAAACACGGACAAGAAAACAGGUAUCCAGUCAUAUCCAAGUCUUAGCCAGAAGAAAAUCAAGGGAGUUUCAGUCCAAGAUAAAGGAUCAUAAUGCCAAGGAGAAAGCUUUGCAGAGCAUUUCGUCCAUGUCCUCUUCUCAGAUUGUCUCAGCCACUGCUAUACACAGCAAACUGCUGCCUGGAAUAGUGCGGGCCAACUUUCCUGGUAACACACAGCUUUGGCAAGGGAUGAUCCCCGGAGGACAGUCCAGCUCCGCCUCAGAAGACAUCAAGCCAUUCUCGCAGCAAGCCUACUCGGUGCAGACAGCAGGGACCACCACAAUCACAGGCUAUGAGCGUCCUCCAGCCGCCCAGUCCCACCGAGAGCCAGCAUGGCAGGGCCGCUCCAUCGGCACCACCAAACUACGACUGGUGGAGUUCUCAUCUUUCCUGGAAACACAAAGGGACCAAGAGGCGUACAACAAGCACCUGUUUGUGCACAUCAGUCAGAGCAAUCCGAGCUACAGCGACCCCCUGCUGGAGUGUGUGGACAUCAGGCAGAUCUACGACAAGUUCCCAGAGAAGAAGGGUGGCCUCAAAGAGCUCUUUGGAAAGGGGCCUCAAAAUGCUUUCUAUCUCAUCAAGUUCUGGGCGGAUCUAAAUUACAACAUACAGGAAGACCCAGCUGCUUUCUACGGGGUCACCAGUCAGUAUGAGAGCUCAGAGAACAUGACCAUCACCUGCUCUACCAAGGUGUGCUCCUUUGGCAAGCAGGUCGUCGAGAAGGUGGAGACGGAGUAUGCCAGGUUUGAAAAUGGACGUUUUGUGUACAGAAUCAGUCGUUCUCCGAUGUGUGAAUACAUGAUCAACUUCAUCCACAAGCUGAAGCACCUGCCAGAGAAAUACAUGAUGAACAGCGUCCUAGAGAACUUCACUAUUCUGCUGGUGGUGAGCAACAGAGACACUCAGGAGACCUUGCUGUGCAUGGCCUGCGUGUUUGAGGUGUCAAACAAUGAGCACGGAGCACAGCACCACAUCUAUCGUCUUAUCAAGGAAUAACACACACACACAUACACACACAUAUACACAUAAUUAUGGCCUUUUUUUGAAAUGUCUAGAAAAGUGUCUUUCAACCAAACAACAUGAGGAAGAAAACAGCACGGUCACAACUAUGGCACUGAUGUUUUUUUUUUAAAUUCAUACUUCAUAUAAGACCUCCAAAACACCAAAAAAGAAAAACAAAAUGUUGACACCUGAUGUCACCUUUCAUUUAAUUCUUAUUUGCAGCUCUGAUGUUUUUUUUUUGUGUUGCAUUGCUAUUUGAACUCAAAACAAAGUCAAAUUCAUAUUCACACUAAAGGUCAGACCCUGUGUAUCAUCAACAAGCAGAGAAACACUGGAUUAAGUACUUAGCAGUACAAUACAGAAGUGGUCUUGUACUUGUAUCUUCAUAGCAAUGCUUUCAUUGUAUGAGUGGUAGUCUUGCGCACAAAAAAACUUGUCUCCCAAAGAAAAUAAUCUUUUUUUUUUUUUUUUUAACAUUUUUGUACAAUUCAAGAAUUUAAAAAAAUAUCUCUACAUUUUGGAAAAAAAAUAAAAAAUACUAUUAAUAACAUAUAUUCUCUAUUUUAAUUCCAGGAACACAAUCUAAAAUGUAUGUUAAUAAGAAGUUAUACGCAAAAAGUACAAAUAUUUCAGGUACAUUUAUGUGCAACAAUGUUCAUUUUGAUGUAUGUGAAAGCACUGUGAAUUGUAUAAACGGAACCAUAGUGCAAAAUAAAAAGGGGAGAACUCUAAGAAAUGAAGUUUCCUUUAGUUGACAGUCUGUGUUUUGUGUUUCCGACUUGUUGAGCGGAACACAUUGAAAAAGGCGAAAUACAGUACUUUUUCUUUUCGGUUACCCAUUAUCAAUGAAGUAAAUACCAAAAAAAAAUAAAAAUAAUAAUAAUAACGUUGUGCACUGUAGCAGGUGACGUUCUCUGGUUUGUCCGUGUCAUGCUUGGCAGCAUGAAGUGCCUUUGUCUGGAAACAACAAGUGUCUUCUCUCUUUUACUCAAAUCCCCCACCUGUCAAAUUCACCAUCUUAUUUGUCAAUGUUUGAAAAUGAUAAUUGCACACGUUCCGAUACUGGACUAAUGUUUAACGUUUAAUGUCUUGUUGUAAUUUGUUGUAUUUUUUUUAAUUGGUUCCCACAGAAUGUAAAUGAAAAGUUGAGUCAUUUGGCAUGUGUUUGAGUCUGUGUACUACACGUAUGUGGGACUAAACCUCAUUGAAAACAAUGCACAUCAUUGUUCUAACUAAUGUGUUGUUGACCCCUAACAUUAACUAAUAACUUGUGAGUUAUUACAGAUAUAAAUACUGUAAUACAUUUUCACUAUUACAUGAUUUGUAAAGGGAUCUCAUCCUUAUCUAAGGUGAAAAGAUGUGUUUUAAUUAGGGAUGUCCGAUAAUUAUUAGCAUAAAGUCAGCAUAAUGUGAUAAAUGUGAUAUCAGAUCAAAUUUUUUUCAAAUCAUCCAUCCAUUUUCUAUACCGCUUAUCCUCACGAGGUUCGUAGGCAUGCUGGAGCCUAUCCCAGCCGUCUUCAGGCAGGAGGCGGGGUACACCCUGGACUGGUGGCCAGCCAAUC